Molecule: messenger RNA, 594 nt
Organism: Bolinopsis microptera
Lineage: Eukaryota; Metazoa; Ctenophora; Tentaculata; Lobata; Bolinopsidae
Exons: 2
Coding region: 1-594 (197 amino acids)
Source: RefSeq, a predicted model, not a curated record
AUGGCGAUCAGCAAGUGUGCGUCCCAGCGACCUUACACCGAAAGAGACAGUAUAAAGCUAACAGUGGAGGGAGAACCUGUUGAACAGGUCAGUAACUUUGUUUAUCUUAGUGCCAACAUCAGUGGGGAUGGUACCAUUGACCGAGAUCUUGACAUCAGGAUCCAGCAUGCUAAUGGUGCGUACCAUCAGCUUUGGAAGAUAUGGAAAAGUAGAACUAUAAGAACGCCCACCAAGAUCCGUAUCUACAAGGCUACUGUUAUUACUAUUCUGUUAUAUGGAGCUGAAGUCCGGAACACAACAAAGAAGCAGAUGAAACGGUUCGAGGUCUUCCAUCUGACCUCCCUGAGAAGAAUCUUGAAGAUAAAGUGGUUCUUCCAUGUCUCCAAUGAAGAAGUUCUCAGGCGUGCUGGAAUUAAGACUAUUGAAACUUUCAUCGGCUGGAUGGCCUGUGUACUCGAGGAUGCGGCUGACUUUAAAGGUGUCGAUAACAUCAGCAGAGACGCAGUAAAACAGUUAGCUCUAAAACGAGUGGAAUGGAGGAACAUGUUACACCGUAGAAGAGAUGUGUGUGAUGCAGGCCACUCCUACGAUUAG